GCUUUAGCCGGAGGCCUCAGUGGCGCCCGGGCGCCGCACCGCACCGCAGCCAUGGCCCUGGUGACCCUGCAGCGCUCGCCCACGCCCAGCGCCGCCUCCUCCUCCGCCAGCAACAGCGAGUUGGAGGCCGGCAGUGAUGAAGAUCGCAAGUUAAACCACAGCUUAAGUGAGAGCUUUUUCAUGGUGAAAGGAGCAGCCCUCUUCCUACAGCAGGGAAGCAGCCCUCAAGGCCAGCGGAGUCUUCAGCACCCCCACAAGCAUGCAGGGGACCUGCCUCAACAUCUUCAAGUCAUGAUCAACCUUCUGCGUUGUGAAGAUAGAAUCAAGCUGGCUGUGCGCUUGGAGAGUGCCUGGGCGGAGCGGGUCCGCUACAUGGUGGUGGUGGACAGCAGCGGGCGCCAGGACACGGAGGAGAGUAUCCUGCUGGGAGUCGACUUUUCCAGUAAGGAGAGUAAAAGCUGUACCAUCGGGAUGGUUCUCCGACUGUGGAGCGACACAAAAAUCCACCUCGAUGGAGAUGGUGGAUUCAGCGUCAGCACCGCUGGGAGGAUGCACGUCUUCAAGCCUGUGUCUGUCCAGGCUAUGUGGUCUGCCCUGCAGGUCUUGCACAAGGCUUGCGAGGUCGCGCGGCGGCACAACUACUUCCCAGGGGGCGUGGCGCUGCUCUGGGCCUCCUACUACGAGAGCUGCAUCGGCUCCGAGCAGAGCUGCAUCAACGAGUGGAACGCCAUGCAGGACCUCGAGUCCACGCGGCCCGACUCCCCCGCCCUGUUCGCAGACAAGCCUACCGAAGGGGAGAGGACGGAGCGUCUCAUCAAAGCCAAACUCCGGAGCAUCAUGAUGAGUCAAGACCUGGAGAAUGUGACGUCGAAAGAAAUUCGUAAUGAAUUAGAGAAACAGAUGAACUGUAACCUGAAAGAAUUCAAGGAAUUCAUAGACAACGAGAUGCUCCUUAUCUUGGGACAGAUGGACAAGCCCUCUCUCAUCUUCGACCAUCUUUAUCUCGGCUCUGAAUGGAAUGCAUCCAACCUGGAGGAACUGCAGGGCUCAGGUGUUGACUAUAUUUUAAACGUCACUAGAGAAAUAGAUAAUUUUUUCCCUGGCUUAUUUGCGUACCAUAACAUCCGAGUCUAUGAUGAAGAGACCACAGACCUCCUCGCCCACUGGAACGAGGCGUACCAUUUUAUAAACAAAGCAAAGAGGAACCGCUCCAAAUGCCUGGUCCACUGCAAGAUGGGCGUCAGCCGCUCAGCUUCCACGGUCAUAGCCUACGCAAUGAAGGAAUUCGGCUGGACCCUGGAGAAAGCCUACAACUACGUGAAGCAGAAACGCAGCAUCACGCGCCCCAACGCAGGCUUUAUGAGGCAGCUGUCUGAGUAUGAAGGCAUCCUGGACGCCAGCAAACAGCGGCACAACAAACUGUGGCGCCAGCAGGCCGAUGACAGCUGCCUCCAGCAGCCUGUGGAUGACCCCGCGGGGCCUGGGGACUUCCAUCCAGAGACCCUGGACAGCACCGCGGAAGCCCAGCUGCCCUGCUUGGACGCGGCCGCCCCCCUGCCUCAGUUCCCAGGCAGCGGGGCCCUCGGGGGCCCCGCUCUGCCCUGCUGUCUCCGGCGACUCUCAGACCCCCUGCUGCGGGCCCCCGGCGAUGAGAUGGGCGGCCCCGUCCACCUGGAGUAUCUGGAGAGGGACGCUCUGCUGGAGGAAGGUGCUCAGCUGGCAGAGGUGUCCCAGCCAGCCAGACCCCCCCCAGAAGGUCCCGGACUCUGCGAGAGGGAAGUGACGAAGAGACCAGAGCCUGGGAGCCCCCAGGCCCAGGGCAGCUCGUCGCUGCAGGCAGAGGAGAUGGAAGGGGAGGAGGCCCUGGGAGCCGGGAGGUGGGGGCAGCCGGCAGCCCAGCUCGAUAACCUGCUCAACCGGGAAAACCUAAAUAACAACAACAGCAAGAGGAGCUGCCCGGACGACCUGGAGCAUGACGCGAUCUUCGGGAUCCUUAACAAAGUGAAGCCUUCCUACAAAUCCUGCGCCGACUGCAUGUACCCUGCAGCUGGUGGGACCCCCGAGGCCUUCGGGGAGCGAUGCAAGAACCCCAGUGCUCCCGCCAUCUGCACCCAGCCCACGUUCCUGCCCCAACUCACGUCUUCCCCUGUGGCCAGCAGGUCCCGAGCUUUGGAGAAACUGGCCUCUGGCCCAACCGAAACCGCCCCCUUCCUACCACCAAUAGGCUCGAGGAGGCCAGACACCAGUGGCCCAGGGGCUGGGGCUGCCCCGGAGCCCCCAGCCAGCCUUCCGGAACCUUCCAGAGAGACUCACAAAGCCCUACCAAAGUCCCUCGUGAAGAAUUCUCACUGUGAUAAGAACCCUCCUGGCUCGGAAGCAGCGAAGGAAGACUUGUCACCCAAGAAAGAUCCGAAGCCGGCCAAGGACCUGCGGCUGCUGUUCAGUAAAGAGGCCGAGAAGCCCACGAGCAACAGCUACUUGGUGCAGCACCAGGAGUCCAUCAUCCAGCUGCAGAAGGCGGGCCUGGUCCGCAAGCACACCAGAGAGCUGGAGAGGCUGAAGGGCACACCCACCGAGCCGGCGGCCCCAUGCCGGGACGGCCCGGCCGCCAUCCCUGAGGAGAACCAGGACUCGCCUCUGCCCGGCCGAGCCCCAGGCCCUGAGAAGCCCGAGCCCGGCCCUCCUCUGCUCGAGGGAGCCCCACUGAAGAGCCCCCCACCCUUCCUCUGCCGCCCAGACCACGCCAGUCACUUCUCCAGAGACUUCCUGAAGACCAUCUGCUACACUCCCACCUCGUCCUCCAUGAGCUCCAACCUGACGCGGAGUUCGAGCAGUGACAGCAUCCACAGCGUCCGCGGGAAGCCGGGGCUGGUGAAGCAGCGCACGCAGGAGAUUGAGACCCGGCUCCGGCUGGCAGGCCUCACCGUCUCGUCCCCGCUCAAGCGCUCCCACUCCCUGGCCAAGCUCGGCAGCCUCAACCUCUCGACCGAGGACCUGUGCAGCGAGGCCGACGUGUCCACCGCGGCUGACUCCCAGGACACCAGGUUGAGCGAGUCUUCCCUCUUGUGCGAGCCCCCAGUGGUCGCCAGGAGUUCGGCCGCAACCUCAAAACCGUCAGGGAAAUCUGCCCCGGAAAACUUGAAAAGCCCUUCGUGGCUGGGCAAAAGCUGACCCACCUCUGGCUGCGUUUGGACUUGUGCCAUCCCCCACUUAGCCUCCCUGUGGAUUUCUGGUCCACCCCUGCCAUCUGGAUGUCCCUUAAGCAACUGGCGUUAUCCUCGCUUUUCCUCCCCUUCUCUUUGAAGAGGGGAGAAAAGGCAACAAAAUUGCCGAACAUACAGCACAAGAAGAGAGAGGGCAGCGUGGGUGUUUGUGGCCUGGGAGAGCCAGCAGUUGUCAGCCAGUAGACUCUGACCCCUAAGCGAAUGUUUCCAAGAAGACUCAUGUUUUAAGGAGAGCAUUUAUACGGAGAUGCGGAGAUGCGCAGGCAUCAAAAUACCCCUCCACGCACAACCUGCAAACGAAUAGCCGUGGUGUGGCGUCGGCACCACAGGGGCUUGUGUUCGCUCAUGCAGGCCCUCAUGGGGAGACCCAUGGAUGGCACUAGAAUUCCUACCUCUGAUCCUGCUGUGCGCGUUUUUUAUUUUUAAAAAUCCAGUAAUGACCAAGGCUUGUUCCAGGGGAAAAUGCUGUGUCAGAAAAGGUUUUUUUUUUUCCUGAAGAGAACUUUUCUGUUGUUGCUGUCAGGACCCACGCCCCCUUCCCCCAAAAGUGUCAAGACUUUUAAAGUUGCCCGCACCAAACACCGCUACUUAAAGCGACAGGAAGGCAGAGACGCUGUCGUUGGACCGACUCCGGGGCGCGUGGAGGUCCUCUGAGCUUUGACUUCCCGGUGCUGGCGUGUUGUCACAGCUGAGUGAUGCGGGUCUGGCCAGCCCUGAUGGAGGCAGUGGGCAAUCUGUGUGUGGUCCUCGUUGUCCCCCUCCCAAUCUGGGGAGAAGGACCCACAAAGUUAUCGUUGAGUCUCACCUGCUGCAGAAGCCCACACGGUCCUACGAGGAUUUCAAAGGCGCUCUAGCAUCUGGCAGGGCUGGGGAGGGGUUUCAGAGACAUGGGUCACCCCACCGGAGCCCCGGCACUCAGGUUCAUUAGGUCACACGUACUCAAGUCUGGGGAGGAAAGGGAGAGGUCAGCAGUGAGAGACGCUCAGUUACUCGAGGAGCAGCUCGGCAGCAGCUUCUCUGAGAAGCGGGACUGGUGGGAAGCUGCUCAGAUGUUUACAAGUCACCCCUUCCUGUGGUGAGAACGCUGCUUCCUGCUUCUCCACGGCUCUUCCCAGCGGGCCGGGAAGGCUUGAGAUCCCGCCCGGCUCCAGGGGUAGCCCCUCUGAGGAUCUUGAGUAGAGGGACUCCUCUGAUGUCAGCAGGCAAGACAGGGUGUUAAAACAUUUUGGAGAGAGAAAAGAGGUUGGUUAGAUUUAAUGCAGGGGUCAGCCAACCAUGGCUGGGGUGUGUCGCCCCAUGAGCUAAGAUGGGUUUUUUUUUGUUGUUGUUUUUCAUAUUUUCAAAGUGUUAGCUAAAAAUUACCAAACAGGCAACAGAGACCAUGUAGCCUGCAAAACUGAAGAUACUUUAUAAUCAGGCCAUUUAUAGAAAACCUUUCCUGAGCCCUGGUUUUACUUGAAAACCCAGGGCUUGCCCCAGGCCCUUGGGGAAGAAACUCUGGGGAGUUAGAAGGCCUCCCUGCCUCUUUUGUCACCUCAGGCCAAACCCUGUCCUCCUCCCGACCCAGUCCUUGCCAGCCCACCCCCAGUGUCUCUCCCCCGGCGGUCAAGGGGCCCCUACUGGCUGAAGCUUCCCCACGGUUGCAGCUUGCCCUCAGAUGGGUCCACCGGAUUAUUUCAGUGAAACUAGACAUCCUUCAAGGGCCAGCCGAAUUCCAGAAGUGGGUAAAUGAGUCUCAUCUUAUGUUGGUCCAAACUGGGCCUCUCAGAGCAACCCAUGCAGAGCUUUCAGAAACAAGACCAGUCCAUGUUUCAGCUUGUGGGUGGAGCUUUUGCAAAAAACCCCCUCUAGAAACUUUCUCCCUGACCUUUUUUUUUUUUUUAAGUAUAUGUUAUUUCACCUUAUAGGAGUUUGUUUCCCCACCGCUGUCAAUUGGAAUCACCUUAGAUGAUCUGCCGGGGCUGAUCAGAAAACCCAGUUGGGUUUCCGCCUCUCUCUCAGCCACCACAAGAGAAUGGUCUCAAAAAAAAAAAGUAUCAGGUUCAGUGUUUUGCCAAAUUGCAGUUCAUGUGGUGGGUCAAUUUUUGUGUCAAAAGAAUCCUGUAGAUUUGAUGAUGACAGGCUUAUGUUGUUUGGUUUUUUGUUUUUUAACCAUGCCUGGGUAUGAUACAUUUUUGAAGACCUUCAUUUUGAAAGCCAUAGUUUUUUUAAUCCAGGUAAAGGAUGGGAGUAGGAUCACAAAGAUGAGGGGGUCUUUGGCUUUUGGCAGAGUUAUCCAUUCACUGUCAGAGGUUAGUCUGUUAACACUGAAACUAGGGCCCAGGUCCCCACCGUCAGAACAAAGCGAAGCCUUCUGAAUAGGAAACAUUCUAGCCUGGAGAAGAGAGUGAAGGCUUUUCUCCCAGAUUAGUGGCAUAGAGACCAAUGUGGAUUGCUGUUUUAAAUGGUACGCUAAUAAGACCAGAGUGUUCUACCAGGCUUGGGGGCGUCUCGACAAAGACAGAUGCAUUAGUGGUAUCUGAAAAGAAAGCUUGCUCCAUAAGCUUCUUGACCAAGCUUUGUCUGUACCUUAGCGCGUGGGGGAAAUUCUGAAUGUGGGCAGCAGAGGUUUAUGCUGUGAAAGUCAUGGAUUUUGGUGACCAGCUGUCUUCAUGGAAUGCCGUUGUUGAACUAGGCAAGAGCAGAAGGUUUCUGAAUCAGCUUGGUACCCCAUAAAUUCAGCUGUUUCCUCUUCCCCCUCCACCUCCCUGCUGUUUUCCCUCUCAUUUGCACGGCAUGCCAGCAGGAGAUUCAACUUGUCUAGGUCUUUCUCUUGCGUUGAUUCACGGAGGUCAUCUCAUUGAGUUUUGUUGAGUCAGAGCGGGGAACUGGUCGCAGAGAGGGGAAGCCAUGCUGCCCUCUGGUUGGCGCGUGACCUUGCCGAUUUCCAUAUCUUUGUCUCGUGGCAGCAUGCAUCACUGCAUGAACGUCUUGAGAACAGGCUUCCUGCCCCCGGUCUCCCCUGCCUCCUUGGUCUCAGUGCAGGCACCCGUGCCAAACUCCAGGCUGCCAUACAGCUCUCUGCUGGGUGGGGGCACCCAUUGCAUCAGGCAGGAGUCUACUCUGUCCAGCCCCCUUGUGCUCCAUCUAUCCCACUCUGUCCCGCUAAGAAAGCAUUCCAGCCCUUUCUAAGCAUUUUCCCUCCUGGAUAAGCCCAGAGGAUGGAUGCCUAGGAUGGAGCCAGAACAGCCAUAGAAUUAACAUCAGGACAACCUUGUAUAUCAGCCCUGCACUCAGGCCCCAUCCCAGGGGGGGGCCCUGCUCCUUAGUGAGAGGAAGUGCUGGCAUCUAGUCGAGAUCACGUGCAGAAUCUCACCCAAGGUGUUGGAAGACCAAUGCACUGUCUGCCACCCGGAAACGCUGCUCUGGCUUGCCAGCCAGCAGGGCUUCCCUGGACCCACGCGGGCAGCGAGUCCCUCUGGGCCCCUCCGGUAGGGGAGCCAGGUGGUGGGAGAUUUGGGACAUCUGGCCAGCAUGGUGCAGGUUCACCUGCUCUUGUCCUGCCCCAGCAUCUUGGCCAGACGAAGGUACUCACGGAUCCCCGUGUUCAGCUAACUUGGUCUUUUUAAUCAUCUGCUCUGGAGAAGGAAAUGGCAACCCACUCCAGUAUUCUUGCCUGGAAAAUCCCAUGGACAGAGGAGCCUGGUAGGCUACAGUCCAUGGGGUCGCAAGGAGUCGGACACAACUGAGGGACUUCACUUUGUUUCUGCAGAUGAAUACCUGUGUGUGUGAGAUCAUGAGAGAUCACACAGAUACAUACAUUUGAGUCUAUACAUCUGUCACUUGAACGAGAGCAUCACGUGCGUUCCCCUCCGCUCAUCCACACACACACCUGUCACCCAAGCUGUGGAGCGGGUCACCUUGAAUGGUCUGGAGCGACACUGUGCAGUGGAUCUGGAUGUGACCGCCUCGUCUUUUUGUCCUGUAGUAGGCCCCCGUGGCCCCAGCAGGUGUUAGUCUCCUAGCGGGACCCUUUAGAGCCAGACCCCCGUCCUCCACUAUCCCUCUGUCAGCCACACCACGCAAGGAGAUGGCCGCUCCCUCCCUCCUCUUCAACACUGUAAUUAUUGUUUUACAAUCGAGUGCCUUAAUAAUAGUUUACAAAUACUGUGUAUUUAUGGGCAGCCGUUCCGCUUUCGCCUUCUGUGAUUGGAUACUUUGCCUUGUCUGCGGUGGUUGGCGCUGGGGCUGGAAUUUGCCUGCCCCAUACUUGGGCUGAUCUGCUGGGCGGCCUGCCCACAGCCAGGCCAGGGGCAUCGCUAGAAACAGCGCUGGCUGGGGGUCCCUAUGAGCGAGGCAGGCGCUGUUUCAGCCGAGGGCCCGUAGUAAGUGAAGAAAAGACAGGAUUGGUAGGCCAGCCAGCUCUGGCCCCUCCGGACCACAGCCCUGCCCCUUCCCUAUACCCUCCCCAUCACACAGCUGUUCUCCUGUUCAGUAGAGUUUUUAUUACCAUCUUGUCCCCCCCACCCCCCACCCCCUGUUUUCCUCUGUUUUGGUGUCCUGAGCUCUUUGCAACAAAAUGCAGGUACAGAUCUUCCACAGUCAGGAGCCCCCCUCCCCACAAGAUAGCCUGCCCUUUGGUUUUCAGAAGCUGCCAGUGGGUGCCAGUGUGUUGCGUUAUGGUAUCAAUGAUUUUUUAUUAUGUGUUGUUUUUCUUCUUGGUUUUUUUAUAUUACAUAUUUAAAAGGCAGUAUCUUUUGUACUGUGAAUUUGCAGUAGAAGAUGCAUAAAGCACUUUUUUUUUUUUUUUACUUCUGUUGGUGUGUACUGUAUAUAGUCUGUGUGCUUCUUGUGAGGAAAAUAAACUUUCUUUAUAAAUGC
Messenger RNA from Budorcas taxicolor (takin), 8084 nucleotides. It is a transcript of the gene SSH1, whose product is annotated as slingshot protein phosphatase 1. The transcript has 15 exons. NCBI's taxonomy places the organism in Eukaryota, Metazoa, Chordata, Mammalia, Artiodactyla, Bovidae. Gene Ontology annotation, molecular function: actin binding; protein tyrosine/serine/threonine phosphatase activity. Gene Ontology annotation, biological process: protein dephosphorylation; negative regulation of actin filament polymerization; actin cytoskeleton organization. The coding region runs from base 52 to 3171 and encodes 1039 amino acids. The record is from RefSeq and is a predicted model, not a curated record. Gene Ontology annotation, cellular component: cytoplasm.